CGCCAGACUAAUGAUUGUGCAAGCAUAACCAUUAAUUUUCUACUGUGGCAGAGAUGGAGACUAACUGCAAAUCGUCCCACAAAUUCGUAAGGUGUCUUGCUUUUUCCUCGGCUGUUUCAUUUCACGCUUUGGUCGGAAAACAGUCUUCAACAUAACCAAGUUGACAUUGCUGCAAUUAUGGCUGAAUAGCGAGGCGUAGAGUAGCGUGGAACACUGGCACUCUAUGCCCUAUCGACGCACGGUGUUUAUAUCCGAGACGUGGAAGUGCUGUACCGUAACAACUCCCAGAUCUUAAGGCCACAGACGUCAACAGCUUUUUGGUUAAAGCAGGGGGUGUCUUCAUCAGAGGUCCAACGUUGCAGGCCAUCAUGUCCAAGGCAACCAAGCGAAAACACGUGACCAGGGAGGUUCUGGAUGAGUACACUCUACCUGAAGAUCAUCAGCAGAUUGUUAAGGUGACCGCAAGCAGGGGUAACAACCUUCAUGAGGUACAGACUGCGACAGGGGAACAGUUUCUGGUCAGCAUGCCAACAAGGUUUCGCAAAAACGUCUGGAUUAAAAGAGGUGACUUCGUGAUUGUAGACCCCAUUCUGGAAGGGGAUAAAGUCAAGGCGGAGAUAGCGACCAUCCUCUACCCGAAGCAGAUCAAAUAUAUUCAAAAGGAGGGACUGUGGCCAGAUGAGUUUGCAAACAAGCCACCCAGUGGGGAGUCGGACAUGGCACACCCGGUCAACAAUCUGGACCUGGAUACGAUCACCAAGGACAUCUCUAAGAUCGGGCUGGGAGAAGAGGAUCCCACCAGCCCUGCAGAACAAGACGACUACGAAAGCGACAGCGAUAACGACGAUGACUUGUUUGUCAACACCAAUCGCCCCUCGGUGACCUAUUACUACUCCGAGAGUGAUGAAGAGGAGGAGGAAGGGGCGGGGCUUAGUGAUGAUGAGGGGGCGGAUGAAGGAGGAGAUGAGGGCGGAGAGAGAUAGGCGUUCCCUGUGCUGGGAUGAGAACAGUGCCACAAAGUGCUGCAAACGGUUAAAUUAGACACAGAUUCUGCUUGGACAAAAUGAUCUAGUUUGAGCUGCCACAUGUGGAGUCUGUGGGAUAAUCUGCAGGUUGCGGGUUCGAGUCCAGCCUAGGGUCAUGGUGCGCGUGUCCUUGGGCAAGGCACUUUGUCACUUAUUGCUCCUCUCUACCCAGGAGUAUAUGAGUACCUGUGAGGGAAGAGAUGGUUAUUGUGACUGAUUUUAGCAUCGAAAUGACAGCAUCGAGCUGUAUACUCCCAAGGGAGCUGAGAUUGUAUUUGGAAUGCUUCAUUGGCCCGAUGAUCAGGGGGAAUAAUAAUGUAAACCGCUUUGAUCUUUAAAAGCGAAAUACAAGUAUUCAUUAUUAUUAUUACGCACCUA
Patiria miniata (bat star) is the source of this 1403-nucleotide messenger RNA. Its product is annotated as probable RNA-binding protein EIF1AD. Gene Ontology annotation, molecular function: translation initiation factor activity; RNA binding. The coding region runs from base 369 to 983 and encodes 204 amino acids. Gene Ontology annotation, biological process: translational initiation. The record is from RefSeq and is a predicted model, not a curated record. The transcript is spliced from 5 exons. Lineage: Eukaryota; Metazoa; Echinodermata; Asteroidea; Valvatida; Asterinidae. Gene Ontology annotation, cellular component: nucleus.